AUGUGAACAGAUUUCAAAAGGUCAUUCCUUGCAUGUUCACCAAUCAGCAACAUCUUCGGUGGCGAGUUGGAACAUUCUGGUGACGUCAAGAUAGGCAGGAACUUGGCUGCCACAGGGCCUGGUAGGUCAUUUAAAAAACAAGGAGGAGGGGGAGCCACAAAUGGGCUGAUAGCAUGUCUAAGCUGAGGUGUUUAUUUAAGUGGUGUCAUGUCUCUGGCAUAUACAGACAAAGGGAUCCAUAAAACUUGGUUUGUGUGAUAAGAACACUAUCUCCACAGAAGCCCGGAGAGCAAUUCAAACGAAAAUAGAAAGCAAUCCAUGGUGCAGACGGAGCGAGGAGGGAUUAGCGUAUAUCCCCAGCCUUCUUUGGUUUCACGUUGGUCUUUAUCUGUGAGAUAACAUCCUGGUACAAUGAGCAAGCAAACGACCCUGACCACUUGUAUCGCCAAGAUGUACGAAGGAGGCAAGCUAGACAACGCCGGAGUCUCAGGGGCUGGACCCACAGUCAAGAAGCCCGCCAGCACCGUAAUCAACAACCGGAGUGGCUUGGAGAUAAAGUUGAACCUGCUGGAUGCAAAGGUAGAGCGGGUCGACAACAGUCAGGCGGUCAUCUUGAAGAAGAUGGACAUGGUCUUCCAAAGCAUGGGGAGCAUGGAGAGGGACCUAGCCGCUUUGAAACAGGCGAGGGACUCUCCGGAAGCUGUCGUAGGAGCCCGAGGUGGUGACCUGGGCUCGCUUUCGGAGAUCAGAGCCCUAUGCAGUGAGAUGGUGGCUCUGUUACAUAGCCUGCGCCAGGAGGGCAUGAAGCAGCAGGAGAAACUCACAGGUAUCGAGAGCUCUGUUUCCACCAUUGACAAAGUCCUGGGAUAUGUGAGCGACACCUUCAAGAGCUCUAAGAUUGUGGAGUACAUCCUACGAGGCAUUGUGCCCUGGAGGAAAGGGAGCCUUCUGGACAGUGGAGAUGAUGAGAAAAAGUCAGAACAACAAACAACAAAAACAAAAGUCAAAUUCAGCAAUCAAGAAACCCAAACCCUUCAUGGAGUCAAUAAUGCUGCUGAAGGGGCAAUCCAUGCUGCAGAAGUCACCCCCAGACAGACAUUGCAGACCAAAAUCCAUGUUCCUGUGACUGCGACUCCUGACUCCACCCCCUCACCUCAGAACCACAGCCCUCUGGACAUCUCAGUGGUCCAGCUGGACACGCCCUGCCCCACCAGCAAUGAUACUGAAAACAAGGGCCUUCGGCGGCCAAAGGAAGUGACCCUCCAGAGCAGGGAGCCCACCCGAACACAGACCUUCACCAAGGAUGCCCAGGACACUGGGGUGUGUUCGGAGGACCUGGAUGGGGCGGAGCUGGAGCAGGCUAAGGCCCAGGCUCAGGAAACCAGAACCUGUGGGGAAACGGCAGCAGGGGAGCCAGAGGCUGCUGCUGUGGAAAAGCCUGAGGUGGAACACCAGGAGACAGAAAAUACUGAGCCAGAGAGGCGAGAGUCGAUCCUGGUCCCGACGUUACCCAUCCAGCACCAUAGGGAAGAACAACCAGACAAGCAUCAGGAUGUGCAGCAAAAAGAGGACCUUCUGCCCACAUUGAUACCACAUCAGUGCAGCGCCACUGCUACCCAGCAAAACAAGGACAGCACCAAGCCAACCUGUCUGCCAAAACCAAAAUCUCAGGCUGGACCAGAUCAGAGACCCUCUCAGACAGAGUCUGUUCUGAGUUUGUCCCAGAACAAGCAGAGCCUGCCUGGACCUUGUGACUCGACACAACCCAAACCUGUUGGCUCUUUGGAAAUGGGUGAAUCAUCACAAGACAGCAAAAAAAUACCUGGUCAGGAGGUGACCGUCUGUGGCAACCAGACAAAUUCAUCCUCAGGGGCCACGGUGCUGCCACUUGUCAUCGAUGAUUGCCCCCCCUUGCCUGCCCCGUUUGAACACCGUAUUGUGAGUGCCAAGCAGGUCCCGCUAGGCACAUAUUAUGCUGUCAAGCCAAAUGAACUGCUGGGAGGGGGACGCUUUGGCCAGGUCCACAAGUGUGCAGAGCUCUCAUCGGGACUGACACUGGCUGCCAAGAUUAUAAAAGUGAAAGGCUUAAAGGACAGGGAGGAAGUGAAGAAUGAAAUAGGAGUAAUGAACCAAUUAAAUCACGUCAAUCUGAUCCAGCUCUACGACGCGUUUGAGUCCCGCACUAACCUGACUCUCAUAAUGGAGUAUGUGGACGGUGGCGAAUUGUUUGACAGAAUCAUUGAUGAGAAUUACAUGCUUACCGAGCUGGAUGCCAUCGUCUUUAUGCGACAGAUCUGUGAGGGUGUCCAGUACCUGCACCAGCAGUAUAUUCUACAUUUAGACCUCAAGCCAGAAAAUAUUCUUUGUGUGAACUCCACAGGCAAUCAGAUAAAAAUAAUUGACUUUGGACUGGCGAGAAAGUAUAGGCCAAGAGAGAAGCUGAAGGUGAACUUUGGCACACCAGAAUUCCUCGCCCCAGAAGUUGUCAACUAUGACUUUGUUUCAUUCCCAACAGACAUGUGGAGUGUAGGAGUUAUCACAUACAUGCUUCUUAGUGGCCUAUCUCCUUUCCUUGGGGACAAUGACCCAGAGACGAUGAACAACAUUCUCCACUGCAACUGGGAUUUUGACGCGGAGGCAUUUGAGAGCAUCUCCGAGGAGGCCAAGGACUUCAUCUCCAGGCUGCUCAUUCAAGAGAAGUGCAGCCGCAUGAGUGCCACUGGGUGCAUGAAACACAGCUGGCUGAACAAUCUGGAGGAAAAGGCCAAGAUGCGGCGAGUUCGACUCAAGUCCCAGCUCCACUUGCAGCGUUACUUGGCCGCUCACCGUCAGUGGAAGAAACACUUCCUUGUGGUCGCUGCAGCGAACAGGCUGAAGAAGUUUCAUCAGAGUCACUCCGUCAAGCCGGCAUAAACAAGUAACUUGUUAUAUCAGGUUACCAUAGUUUGUGCUGUACAUACAGAGCUCUAAUUAUCAAUUAACACUUUGACUUGGAUUUGGAUUCAAUCAAAACUUACCCAUAAAUGUGAUUUUUUUUGCAUGCAAGGGUUCAUUUCUUUCUUCAUAAACACAGUCUGAGUAGUUAAUUUUAUUGAUUGCUUUGCUGUGUUUGUGAAGAAAAAAAUGUAUGCUUUCAUUUAAUUUUGAGUCCAGGUUUAAGACAGAUGUAAAUUGAAUCAAGGUAAACACCACACUACCUGCUAAACCGCAGUAAACUGUUCAUCAGUUAAAAUAAUAGUCUUAGCCACCAUCCUACUUUGCAAAGGAUUGGAGCAUACACCAGCAUCUACUACAAUUAAGAAUUUAUGGAAUACAAAGUGGAAUACUAGAAUACUCUGGAAUACUAGUUUAUAUGCUAGAAAACAACAGUACUGUUUCUGGGAUAGGUUUUGGGAUGUUAGGUUCAACUGGCAUGGUAAUACAUUUUCUGUCAGUAUUUUGUAUGUAUUUAUUUUGAUUUUGGACUUUGUUUGUUAGCACGUGCAGUGAGUACAUGGAUGACAUAGCACAUGAUGUAAAAUUAUAUUCUCCUCUCCAUAACACAUCAUGAACUUCAUUUAACACUUCAUUUAAUUUAUGGUCUCCAGCAAUAACUCUCCAGCAAUAAUGUUUGCGAACAUGCUUGCAAAUUAUUUAUAAAGAUGUUGUGAUGUGGUAAUGAAGGCAUACUUCAGAUAACUUCAUAAAACACGAUUUAAAGUUUAAAGUGUGACCAAUGUCUUUAGUUAUAGGAAUUUCAACAACUCACUUUGAACACUUGCUUAAAUCAUCAAUAUCCAGAAAUAAUAGAGCUGUUCAUAGAUUAUUUUGAACAACAUGUAUCAAUCUCAAUGUUCAGAUUUAGGAUACCCAAUUGUGUGGACGGGGGAAAAUCUCAGUUUGCCGCACAACAUGUUAGCUGCAGUGGUCUUAUGAAGUCAGGGCAGAACCUUAAUAGAUUAAUGUUAGCAACUUUUGAUGAAUGGUGUCUGAGAUGACUAGCCACUGUAGAAAUGAUGGGUUUUCUGGCUCCUGACUGUUUUCUCAGUGUGUUGUUUGUGUUGUUGAUCUUGUUAUAAUAAGAAUAACAAUAAUAAUGUACAGCACAUGUUUACAGAAAUAUGGCAUAAUUCAGAAUCAAUGUGUAAAAUGUUGCUGUGUUCUGAUCACUUAUUGAACACUACACAAAGAUGUGCCUUGUAUUACUUUGUGCAUACUGAUUUCAUUCAGACAGUGAGCAUUUUUAUUUUGAAAUGAUUCUUCAUGUCAAAAUCUUAAUCUCACAUUUCUCAUGGGACUUUCACAAGCAUGUAUAUUUUGAUGUAGUUUCCCAUCUUAAUUUUGUUAAAUUGAGAAAUUGAGAGAAUUACUGUGUUUUGAGACACACAGUGCGUUUGGUUGUGGUUCCUACAGCAGUGACACUGCUAAAAAAAAGGUGAACAUCCAUUACGUUUUCCAAUUAUAUAUUACUUUUCUCUUACCUUCUGUGAAGGCUGCUUUUAAUUAGUUAUAAAUUGUGAACUCACUUGUAAUGCUGAUUUCACUACUUGACUUUAUGCUUCCUUAAAAAUGUUCAAGAUGUGUAUGAAAACAGGUUAUGUAGCCUACAACAAAAAAAUGCCAUUUCAGUUGCAUUUUUUAUCACUUUUUUUGUGCACCAAAAGAAUCACCUUCAAGAAAUAAACAUCUUAUUCUUUA
This is a messenger RNA of Anguilla anguilla (European eel), 4677 nucleotides long. RefSeq names its product myosin light chain kinase 3-like. Gene Ontology annotation, biological process: protein phosphorylation; intracellular signal transduction; positive regulation of apoptotic process. The coding region runs from base 412 to 2913 and encodes 833 amino acids. Gene Ontology annotation, cellular component: nucleus; cytoplasm. The transcript is spliced from 13 exons. The record is from RefSeq and is a predicted model, not a curated record. Gene Ontology annotation, molecular function: ATP binding; protein serine/threonine kinase activity. Lineage: Eukaryota; Metazoa; Chordata; Actinopteri; Anguilliformes; Anguillidae.